Messenger RNA from Clupea harengus (Atlantic herring), 1723 nucleotides. It is a transcript of the gene dcaf17, whose product is annotated as ddb1 and cul4 associated factor 17. Gene Ontology annotation, biological process: protein ubiquitination. Lineage: Eukaryota; Metazoa; Chordata; Actinopteri; Clupeiformes; Clupeidae. The record is from RefSeq and is a predicted model, not a curated record. Gene Ontology annotation, cellular component: Cul4-RING E3 ubiquitin ligase complex.
AUGUGUCCAAAACAAACCCCUUCCCAACAGCGCCCUCUUGCGAGAAAACUGCGGUCAAGUAAAAAUGUCUGCCAUCAUAUGGACCUCAGGUCAAAGGGCUUGUUCUCUAACGAUGCUGGCUGUGGACUUCGACGAAACCUUGGUGUUCUUCGGGAAAUUUUACUAAAUGAUGACGCAAUCUUUAAGGAGGUCUGGACAAAGAUGUCCAAGUCCCCCAUUUCCUAUGAGUCUGGGAGAUUGUAUUUUGAGAAUUACAGGUGUUGUUACACCAGCCAGCAGGCCAAACCAAGACUGAUGUAUGAACUACCAAAAUGCAGCAAGGCAGAGAAGAUUGAAGAUGCCUUAUUUCUGCAAUCACCUCUGGGGAGGACGUUACCCUCAUCAUCAGACCAGCAGCCCAGUCUCCUGGCUCUCAGUGCCAACAGCUGGUUGUGUCGCAUCUCUCCAGACACAGGGGACGUGCUGCAGAGGGUCUACCUCUCGCCCCAGCACAAGUUCAGAUACCUCAGCUGGGAUGACUCCCAGGAAACCAUCUAUGCCAAGUCCAUCCAAAAGAAGCCCUCAGCUUUAGCCAGACAGGCCGGGCUUGAUGUGAGCGUUCUGAUGCAUCUGGCUGUCUUCCGGGUGUUUCCGCUAAAGCUAAUUGGUGUUCUGGAGAUCAGUAAACAAGUGUUUGGGAACACAGUCGUAGAUGUGGCUCUGUCCCAGGGGGUGCUGGUGGUGUCCCACAGCACCAAGUGUGUGCGGCUCUACAGCUUUGAGAGGAUUAUCCACAUGUUCAGGACAAAGGAGCUGGUUGUUGGCGAGCCAUGUGACCUGAGUGGUACUCAAGGGAUUGUGGGAGAACCACCACUUGGCAUUCCUGUGAACAUUCACAUCACUGAGGCUCCCCCUGUGCUGUUUGAGGUGUCCUACCACGAAGGCAUCCAGAUCGGGGGGAACCCUUUUCACUUCAUCUACACUCCCAGCCAGAAGAAGCACAGAGGCACACACCACAUCUGCUCCCUCAAGGAUGGCACUCUGGCUAAAAAUGGGGUUCAGGACAUGAACUGCUGUUCGCUGGAGUCGGACUGGAUCCUCUUCCACCCGGACCAGUCUGGUAGAAUCAUCCACGUCGGUCCAAACAUCAUCAAUGUUCUGAAAAUCCUUACUGAGUGGGGAGGUGACAACCAGUCAGAGAUUGCUAAGGAUUUCUCCAUCACCGCUCAGAGGGACCAAAAUAGGGCCUCCCAGGUCACGGUGACCUCCUCUGGCCGGACCGUGAAGCGGAGGGUUCAUCAGCUGGAUGACGACCCAGAGCACGAGACGUUUCGAAUGGUGGACUACGAGGACGAGCUGGACCUCCUCACGGUAGUGGUCACACGGAGGGAGGAGUCAGGGGAGGUGGCUGUUUGUCUCCACGACAACAACAAUGGAACAAUGAUGAAGAGGAUUCUGCUUCAAGAAUCAUGGGAUGAGACCUACAGCCACCAGCUCAUCCUGGACAGAGACACUAUUGUUCACAUUGAACAAGGGAAGAACAAUAACUUCUGUUGCCAUGUAUACAAAAUGACCCCCAGGCACAUAAAGGAAUGACCAGUCUUAUCAACAUCAAGUGAAGACCACGACUUACGGAAAUGUAAACUAUGCUGUUUUUCAUAAAUGUUUUUUUAAAUAUAUUUUUUAAAACUGCACACGUUCAUGAAUCUCAUCUGCAUUCAAUAAAAGCAACUGCACAAAUGGA